Messenger RNA from Caretta caretta (loggerhead turtle), 4413 nucleotides. RefSeq names its product chromosome 7 C3orf18 homolog (gene C7H3orf18). NCBI's taxonomy places the organism in Eukaryota, Metazoa, Chordata, Testudines, Cheloniidae. The record is from RefSeq and is a predicted model, not a curated record.
GGGGAGGAGGGGUGGGCAGCUCCUGGCAUCUUGGAAAAUACAAUGGCAAGCAGCGCACUAACAGCAGCCGCGGGUCCUCUAUCUCCGGUACAAGCAAUCUGAGUUCCACUGCCCAAGGCGGCUCGUCAGCCCUGUCUCCACCAAACCAAGAAUUAUCCGUCUGCUCAGGUCGCUCUCUGCUGUCCAUUGGAAGCAGCUUUCUGUAUGAGAGGGCAAUUUGUUCCUAUCCCCUAGCGUGCACGCACUCACACACACAUCACCCAACGUUUUGCACUUCUGCUCUUGUCCCAGUUGUGGUAUGAGACGACGAGGUUAGACAGACAGACAGCAGCUCUCCGGGGACAAGGCCAGCGGCUACUGUUUCUGUGUGGGCUGUGGGUACUCCCCCUGCCUGCCGGCUCGGGAGGCUUGGCCUGGGCUACUCUUCCAGUCUGAGACGGACGGCUGGAACCAGAAGGGGACUCGAUUCCUCAUCUGGGAGGAAUUAAGGAGAAGCAACAGGAUUCCCUCAAAGAAGGGCCAACAAGGACGAUGUUGCACAACAGUGCUCACAGGAGCGCCCUUGACAUAAGGAGAGACCCUAUGACUUUGUAGCAGAAAUCGAAGCGUCCCGAGUGGGUGGAGACAGUUCACUAAGAGAGGACGUGGGGCUCUUGUCCAGGAUGAGUUAUAGCAUGCCCUCUGUACACGAUUUGUACCGCAGCACCACUGCCACCUCUGUGCCAGACCCAGCGUCAACCAUGGACAGGGCUCUACCAGAAACUGCUACCGUAAGCCCUGAAACCACCAGCUUUAACAGCACCAAAAUCCCAGAUGUGGUCAGCAGUGGGCCCAGCCUAAGCACAAUGCUUCUCUCAUUUGGAAUCAUUACUAUGAUUGGGUUGGCUGUAGCAAUGGUUCUCUAUAUCAGGAAGAGGAAGAGGUUAGAGAAGCUGCGGCACCAGCUCAUGCCCAUGUACAAUUUCGACCCCACAGAAGAGCAGGACGAGCUGGAACAAGAGCUGCUGGAGCAUGGGAGAGAUGCUGCAUCUUCCCAGGCCACCCAGAGCAAGAUCCUCCUGAUGAGCCAGGGAACCGUCCAGAGACCCAGCCGCCUUGUGUUCACAGACGUCGCUAACGCUAUCAAUGCGUGAAUGACACCUGCCCCUGCUUUGGAUCACGCUGAGAUCGGGGAGGACGGAGCCAACCAGUUACAUACCACAAGCAUGGAUGAGGAUACCGAGCUUACCGACCACCCCAUCAGUUUGUGCUGUGACUGAGGAGCAGUUCUGGGCAUUUACACACUUCAGGCAGCAAAUGCUUGGUGGUGGCUGGCUGCAGCAACUUUUGGUGCGUCCGUCGCUACCAAAGGGCCCUGAGCUGCCAUGCUCAGAUUUCAGGAGCGAUCCUGGUUAGUGCCGUCUUACCAAGCUGUGCAGGGUUGAAGAUAAACUGUCUUGAAGCUAAAUCGGUCAGAACACAGGACCCUACCAAGUCAUGGGAUCGUGGCAGGGGUGGGAGCACUUGUUUUGAAGGGCUUUCCCAGUGGUUUUAUACCAUAACAUCUCAUGGUUGGAGUCCUGCAGUGUAAUCUAAUGGUUUCCACGGAGCUUUAGCGGGUGCCUGGAGGCAACUUAAGCCUCCUUGAGCUGGAAGGCAGUGCAGCUGUGCCUGUCUCCUCGGCAGUGCACAUGAUAUUAUCCCAAAGGCAAGCUCAUCUGUCUUGCCUCUUGUGCUGCCUGGAUUGUUCAUAAACACACUCACGGGGUAGCACUCAAAGAUUCCUUGUGGUCUUCCAUUGGGUUUUGGUAGCACUGGAGUUUCACUAGUUUUAAAGGUGAACCAAAGAGCUUUGGAAAAAUAAAUUGAUUACAUAAAUCUAAAGAGAGGAAAUGGUUGAAUGUCCCAGAUCAGUGAUGUAAUAAGAAUGUAAGGACAAGCCAUUCAGCUCGUAGAAGCUGGGACCUCUCAUCUCCCUCUGUAGAGCUCCCUCUGGCUUAGCUAGGAGUGGCAGUGAUUGGUGACCGGAUACCACAGUGGUAGAAUUAAUAUAAUAAUAAUAAAUAAAUGGGAUUGGAUGUAAUCCCAUCCACUCCUGUGCUUUGGCCAAGGAAGAUGGUUCUUACAGAGCAAAGUUUUCUGAGGGAAGAACAACACUUUGAGGAAGUCUGUGUGUGUGAGAGAGAGAGAGUGAGAAAAUAUAGGACAAAUACAUUUCAGUACAUAAUAGUCAAAAGUGUGAUCCUUACUUAUUUACCUGCCAGAACCUGGAUUCAGGGUUCUUUGCUUCUCCUGCUGAAAUAGAUGACCCCAUCUAAAGCAGUGUACAGCGUAUAAGAAAACGCUCUGCUUUAUGUCUCAGUCACAUCAGCCAGCAAUGCAGAAGAAAUGCAAAAUCUUGAACUUGGGUCUUGGUAGGUAAAAACAAAUCCUUUUGGUUCACCUUUAUCACUGGUGCACUUCUCUCUCAGCUGUGUCAUUAACUGAUGGGCGAGUGCUGAAGAGGAAGCUCCUGGGCAAGAGUGCUGUUAUGGUGCCUACCAGGCCCCCACUGCAACUGGCCAACUUAGGACACUGCAGUAUGGAGCUGGCACUGUAAUAAGCAGAGCUUUCUGGCAGUCACCAAGAGGAAGUGCAGUAUGGCCAGGCACUGCAGGGAGAACAUCAAAAGCAAGUAGCAGGACCUAAGCAAUGAUAGUAGGAAAGUGUAAAAACAGGCUGUCUGUAAGUUUCCCUUCACCCAUGUCCCCCAGCAGAGCCAGAUCAUAAGACAAUUGUAAUACCAGGUGAUGGGUCUGUACCUAUGGAUCUAUAUAGAUAUAGUCAAGAGAUCCAGCUGUCCCACCAAUAAGUUUGAGACCUGAUGUAUGCAGCACAUGCAUGUGUCCAUCACAGUUGAUGCACUGAUUAUCUAUUGAUUUUCCUUCAGCACAUGCAUUUGUCAAACAGAACUGCCUUCUGCCCAGGUGCUCCAGAGCAGAGAGAGCCAACUACAUGACUCUCAAAGUAAAGAGCUCUCUUUAAAUUGGCAGCCAAAAUCUGAAUGCAUACCUAUAUUUAGAAAGUGGGCAUUAUGCAAAGAGGCAGGUGACUGGCUGUCAGAGUGUCCAGUAGUUUGGGUAUUCAUCGAACUGCACAAGUCAGGACUUGCUGGUCAGCGUACCCGCCCUCAAAUCAUUUUCUGACAAAUUUCCCCCUUUCAUAUGUGCACAUACCUUUCCUGCUUAUGGGCCCGAUCCUGCAACCCCUUCUCAUGCAACUUGUCCUUACCCAGCAGAGUAUUCACUGACUACUCACCUGCAUAAGACUUUGCAGGACUGAGCCUUUUGGGAGGUUUAUUUUUUUUAAACUUCCCCUCCCUGUUAAAAGCUUGAGGAUUCUUGGAACCUGUUUGAUCCUGGAGUCUGUAGCUGCCUUUGGGAAAAUGGCCCUCAGCUCAUAGCCAGAAGAAAACUGGAAUCUACGAAAAGGCAUCCCAGCACCUUAGCUACAGGCUGCCAUUAGUGUUCCCACUCCAAAAGGAUUGCUUACAACAGGGUGAGGUGUAUGGAAAUAAGCUUGAUCCUCAGCUGGUGUAAUACAGCCUAUCUCUGCUGGGUUUGGUGGACAUUGUCAAUGGCCCAGAUCCAUAAACGUAUUUAAGUGCCUAAUUUAAUGGGAGUUAGGUGCUAAUACCUUUGAGGUUCUGAGCCCUGGAGGCUUCAAUGCAGCUACACUGAUUUUACCCCAGAUGAGAAUCUGAACCAAACACAUCACAUACUUUACUCUGCUUUGGGAGAACCAUCAUCUCUUUCUAUUGGCUCAGAAAUGGCUUCCAGCAACUGAGUUGUCAGAUUUCUCCCUUGUAGAUUUCAGCUGUUGCUGUAAGGCCCACUGGGGCUUGGCAGGCCUUAGGGCUUCUGAACUAUUUGAAAACUAAACAACAUUGGCUUUUUUCUUUUUAGGGGAACAUUUUUCAAGACUCCUUAUCACUGACGUGAAUUUUUUUAAUUCUUUGAUUCAAUACGCAAAACGGUAACAGGAAGUAUUUCCUAAAAGCAACAAUAUGCUUUGCAAAGCGCUGUGAACCCCUUCCUUGCAUUUCUCAGGCAGUUGCUGAGUGAUGCACUUACUGUGUAUCCAGAACGAAACCCAUACCUUGUCAUGUAUUAGGGGUAAGACCUAUAUUAUAUAAUAAAUGGACAGAAUUCCACUCAGAUUCAAACAGUUCUCUUAUAUAAGGGGGCUCUGUCCUGUGCUGGGGGCCGUUGAAUCAAUGUAAUACAGAUAACAAGACUAAAAGAAUAUUUCCACUAUUGGCUGGGCUUUAGCAUUCUUUUAGUGUAAUAGCACCUCCUUACAGGGUACUGGACAUAUACAUAUAAUUUAGUAGAUGUGUUAAGGUGUAAUUUAACUCAAGUUUUAAUCAUUCAGAUGUAAUUAAAGUAUUUACAU